AUGCCGUCCUCGCAACUCGAGCCUGAGGAAGCACCUAGUGACAUAUCAGGAGGAAGUACCGGCUCACUGCGGAGUCGUGUUGCAAAGCUCGGAAUGGACUACAUGGACAGCUUUCCCGGUCCCUCCAAUGCGGCUUCUCAAACUAUGAUCCAAGGCAAAAUCGAACAGUGCGUGCGUGGCACCAUGACGGACGAGGGGCAGCUCCUACGUCUUCUCCGAAUGCUGGACUUCAGGAACGGACAGAUGAAACAAGCCGACAUGCUGAUCAAGCAAGCGUCCCUAAAGUUCCCCCAGGGCAAGCGCUGCAGUGAGUGGGAUUUCGACACGUUCGCAGGCUUUGCGAAUCCACGUGGGAUCACGCAGCAGACGUAUUACGAAGUCGUGAAUAUGGUCUUAGAGGGUCGUGAGAUCUUCGCUGAGCCUACAUUCGACCAAGGGCCUGGUUGGCCAAAGCCUGUGCGCUAUCUCGUGGCGGCGCUACUUGCAUCUGAUCUCAGUCGCGAGGAGAUCAAGGCGAAGAUCGAUGAAAUGGCUCAUUGUACCUUCUCACCCAUCCAGGCUGAUUUGGGAACUCAAGCUAACGGUGAACAUAGCAACGAAGCAAGUCCGAGAGGAACAGCUUCAUGA
Molecule: messenger RNA, 627 nt
Organism: Coniosporium apollinis CBS 100218
Lineage: Eukaryota; Fungi; Ascomycota; Dothideomycetes
Exons: 1
Coding region: 1-627 (208 amino acids)
Source: RefSeq, a predicted model, not a curated record